Mauremys reevesii (Reeves's turtle) is the source of this 3095-nucleotide messenger RNA. It is a transcript of the gene EPN3, whose product is annotated as epsin 3. Gene Ontology annotation, cellular component: plasma membrane; endosome; clathrin vesicle coat. Bases 461 to 2422 code for a protein of 653 amino acids. Gene Ontology annotation, molecular function: clathrin binding; phospholipid binding. The transcript is spliced from 11 exons. Gene Ontology annotation, biological process: endocytosis. The record is from RefSeq and is a predicted model, not a curated record. NCBI's taxonomy places the organism in Eukaryota, Metazoa, Chordata, Testudines, Geoemydidae.
CGCAAGGAGCAGAGCGAUUUCUGACAGUCUCAGGGAAUAACCACAGCAUAGCUCUCCCCAUCCACCUCCGAGCACACGCUGCCUGGUCCCCGGGGGGAGCAGCGAGGAGGGGAUCGAGCCCUUGCUGGAUUGGAUGGAUUUAGGAGCUCUGGGACUGAACCUGCACCAAGCCUGGACAGUCAUCGGCAGGGCUGAUCGGAGCCCCGUCUGCUGAUCGCACUCUGCGGAGCGGGGGAGCUGCUCAGAGGCACAGUGACAAGAGAGGAAGCCAGUGCCAGAGAGCUCGGGCAGCCCCCUGCAGGAAGGAAGUUUCUGAGAUGAGGCUGCUUCAGGAUGACUGAGAUCAGCGUAAAACCUAGUGAGCUAGAGCUCUUUCCCUGGUGAAGCUGGAACGGUGACUUUCCCACUGGGUCCCACUGUUUGUUUAUUCCUCAGUUCUUCAUUGCCCAUUGUGGACUUUAUGCAAGGUUCAGCCAUGACUACCUCUGCCUUGCGCCGGCAGGUAAAAAACAUUGUGCACAAUUAUUCGGAGGCAGAGAUCAAGGUGCGUGAAGCGACCUCCAAUGACUCCUGGGGUCCACCCAGCUCCCUGAUGUCUGAGAUUGCAGAUCUGACCUUCAACACAGUGGCUUUCGCAGAGAUCAUGGGGAUGAUCUGGAGGCGGCUGAACGACAGUGGCAAGAAUUGGCGCCAUGUGUACAAGGCACUGACCCUGCUGGACUACCUCAUCAAAACCGGAUCGGAGAAGGUGGCCCAUCAGUGCCGGGAGAACCUUUACACCAUUCAGACUCUGAAAGACUUCCAGUACACAGACCGCGACGGCAAGGACCAAGGCAUAAAUGUGCGGGAGAAAGUCAAGCAGGUCACGGGUCUGCUGAAGGAUGAGGAGAAGCUGAAGCAGGAAAGGGCUCAUGCCCUGAAAACCAAAGAGCGCAUGUCCACUGAGGGCACAGGCAUCAGCAGCAGCCAGCAGCUCUCUUAUGGCAGGCGGACAUCGCAGUAUGGAGAAGACUAUGGCAGGCCGAGGGGGUCUCCAUCAUCCUUUAAUUCCUCUUCCUCGUCCCCUCAGCACACCUCAGACCUGGAACAGGCAAGACCCCAGACGACUGGAGAGGAGGAGCUGCAGUUACAGCUUGCACUAGCCAUGAGUCGAGAGGAGGCUGAGAAGCAGCCGCUUCCUCCAGCCACCAGCACAGAUGAAGAAUUGCAAUUGCAGAUAGCGCUCAGCCUGAGCAAAAAGGAGCAUGAGAAGGAAGUGAGGGCAUGCCAAGGAGAGAACUCACUGCUACAGAGAGCACUGGAAGAGACCCACAUGGGUAUCGAGGAGGAGGAAGAAGAGGAUAAGUUGAAGAAGAGUCAGUCCUCUAUUGCGGAGCUGGCAGACAUUUUUGGACCAGCGCCAGUAACUUCAACCCAUGUUUCAGCUGACCCAUGGGAUAUUCCAGGUCUAAAGUCCAAUGUGGAACCGGCAGGAGCCCCUUGGGUCCCCUCUGCAGACCCCUGGGCUCCAAUCCCUGCUGCUUCCGGGGAUCCUCUAAACCAGAUGGCAGCAUCGGUCAACCAGACCUCCACAGGGCCUUGGGAUCUUCCUCUCAUAGUCUCCUCCUCCUCCUCCUCUGACCCUUGGGAGAAGACCCCCCUCUCUUCAAGUCUGUCAUCAGCAGAUGCCUGGGUAAAGGCAUCCCCACCUUCUAAAGCUUCUGCUGAUGCUACAUCUGCUGCUGAUCCUUGGGGAGGUGUCGUUGACAAUCCUCCCAGGGCAGCUUCAGGUGAUGUCACUUUUGACUUGUUUGCAAAACCGCCACAGCCAACAGAGCAGCUGGAACAUGAGAGCUCACAGGCCCCAUCCUCUGUCAAGCCUAACAGCCCCGUUGAUUUGGACCUGUUUGGCGACCCGAUUCCCAGCACCAAGCAGAAUGGAGUUAAGAACACAGAUGUUUUUGAUCUUGCGGGCUUAGGCGACUCUCUUACUGACUCCAACAAAGAGAGGAAAGAUUGUAAAACUCCAGAGUCCUUUCUUGGCCCAACUGCCUCCUCCUUGGUGAAUUUGGACUCCUUGGUAGUGGCCCCCGCAACCCUGAAGACUCAUAAUCCAUUUUUGUCAGGUCUCAGUGCACCUUCUCCCACAAACCCAUUCAGCACCAGUGACCAGAUCAAACCAACACUCAAUCAGAUGAGGACCAGCUCCCCAGUGCCAGGCAUGGCCAUGGGGAUGACCAUGAACUCCAUGACCUACAGUGCUUCACUCCCUCUUCCACUCAGCAGCGUCCCAAUGACCCUCCCCGUCUCCAUGAGUGCCUUCCCGCAGGCCGGAGCAGGGCCGUUUCCACAGCUACCCAGUAACCUGCCUCAGCCUUUGUUGCCACUGACUGGCUCUGCUCUUCCCCCUGCCUCACAGGGGGUGAUGAACCCUUUCCUCUGAAGUCUCUGGAUCUGUGUUACGUGUAGUCUUUCUUGUCCCGCGCCCAGCUAUUAUGGAAAUCUUUGCAUGUUCUCAUGCAAAGGCCUUGUGGGCACAAGUUCAUUAGUUGUGAUGGAGGAAACCAUUCACCCGAAACUCCUAACCCAACACCUGCCCAGGUCACAGAGACACAGUUAGCAUGAAUCUCCUUGCUUGAAGUGCUAUAGAAGUACCUGCUCCAGCAUGGUGGGUAAAGGACGGCUAGAUCUGCCUCUGACGGCAAUAAGGACACUCUUGUCAUCAGCUGGCAUUCCCAUGAUCUGCAGAGUAGAUGGAGGGUCCCUAAGAAAGGGCUUUAAUUAUCUAGGGCCCUCCACGCUCCGGCACCGUAUGCUGUUACAUAGAGAGCCCAGUAUGAAGCAUCUUAACAGACGUUUUCGAGUCACCAUAGAUCUCUUAGAGAUCAUUGUGGGCCUGUCAGUGGGAUAGAGGAAUCCUUCUGUAAUCUGCAUGGAAGGUGCAAUCACUUGCUGAGACUUGCAGCCCCAACGCUUGCUGGAGGUCAGGAUGUUCCCAGGCACAGGAGGGGUACUCCUCAGAAUCCCUUUCCUCUGCCAAGUAUCAGAGGGGUAGCCCUGUUAGUCUGUAUCCACAAAAGCAACGAGGAGUCCGGUGGCACCUUAAAGACUAACAG